Molecule: messenger RNA, 1767 nt
Organism: Plasmodium coatneyi
Lineage: Eukaryota; Apicomplexa; Aconoidasida; Haemosporida; Plasmodiidae
Product: SICA antigen
Exons: 6
Coding region: 1-1767 (588 amino acids)
Source: RefSeq, a predicted model, not a curated record
AUGGCUCCGUCAAAGGGUGAAGAUGAAGAUAAGGUAUUUCGUCCGUUAAAGGAAGAAUGGCUAAAGGAACAUAAAUAUACGCAACUAAUGGGAAAAAUAAGAGAUUGGGUGAAUGCAUUUGUUGGGAAAAUGAAUGAAAAGGAUGAAGAACAAACGGCUGAAGUGGGAUGCGAAGGAAUGAAGGAAGGAGGCACAGAACAGAUGACGGAGGACGAGGUGGGAGUGUGCAACUUUGUUUUAAAGAAUUUGCUGAAAAUAAAGAAAACAAACAAAGGAAAAAAACAGAGAAAAAAAGUUGAUAUUGAAAUGGAAGAGUAUGUGUAUUGUGCGGUGGUAAAAAUGUGGUCAUUUUUAUACUUAUCUAAACAUUGUGAUAAAAGGGGUUUCAUAGACAAUGUAUUCGGUAUACUGAGGGAACUGGGCACAACACUUAGUGGAGGGGUUCAGCAUAAGCAAUGUGAUUAUAACUAUGUAUUGGAACAUAUGAAAGUAUUGGGACAACCGAUGUUACAACAUAUUUGGAGUGCUAUAGAAAGUAAGAGGGAAGUUAUGACAUUAAUAAAUGCAAACCCAACAGAAAAUCCAGCAAACAGUGCAACUAGCAGAGGUCCUGAAGAUGGGGAGGGGGACAUUAUAGUACGUAUCGAUGCAAAUCCCGGAAUUAGUGUAAAAUAUGCUCCAAGUAACGGGCAACGCACAAAUGAAGAAGCUGUGGUUCUGCAUUUCGGUCCAGGGGGACUUUCUACGGACCGAGAGGAUAACUUGAUUCCAGGGUCGACAACAAUAAAAGGACCGCAGAACCCAUUGAGCACACUAUUGAAGACAACAGUGUCAAAAACAAAUAAAAAAAAAGCAAACUAUAAAUGUCCCAAUAGAAAAAGUGUAGAAGGCGGGUAUUACGCUGACGAGAAUGACGACGGCAAGGAACUAAGUAUUACUGGAUGGUUCACACGUUUUUCGGAGGAUGUAACACAAGAGGAUGAUAAGAAGAACAAUAGAGAAGUGGACACUGUGCUAUACUUGUGUGAAGAUUUGGAUGGAAUUCCUAUUGAUGAUAUGGAAAAGUAUAAGGGUUUCUGUAGAAUUAUGGUAAAGAAUAUAAUAUUGACGACAGGCGUUCCAAAGCAAUAUAAAAACGAAGACGGAGAAAUGCCAUGUGAGAAGAAAGUGAAAAAUAUUCCUGUAUGUGAUUUAUUAAAAGUAUGGAUGUAUUAUAUGCGUAUCUUUUGUGCUCCAAAGGAUGUUAUAGAAAAAAUCCUUGACGCUGUGAAACCAGUGAUGGAGAAAUUGAUAUAUGGAGAUGGAAACUAUGCGGAAUGUUCUUAUGAUGAUGCACUUAAGAUUCCAUAUACAGGACAGAAGAAUGUGGUAGAUGAAGUGUACGAACUAUUUGACACAAAUAUUUUGUAUAAUAAGAUGAAAGAAACAACUAGCAAGAAAACAUGGUGCACAAAGGCGCGAGAAGGCGUAUCACCUGCACUCAGUGAUCUAGUAGAGGAUAAUAGGGUGGUCGCGGGUAAUGGCGACACAAAGAAAUUCAAUGAAAUUGUUCAGCAAGUUGAUAAUAUAUUAGUACAUGAAGAAGAAGAAGAGGAAAAGGAGAAAAAGUUAGACGUCUUAAAAGAAAACAUAAACGAACACGACCAGCAGCUCCAGGAGGACAGUUACAUCCUAAACCUUCUGCUGAUGCAGAAACCCAUGAGAGUCAUAGUUCUUCUUCAGAACCAACUCUCCAAAGAAGUGAAACCCGCUCAGGGGGAGAAGUAA